Chenopodium quinoa (quinoa) is the source of this 658-nucleotide messenger RNA. RefSeq lists its product as uncharacterized. Bases 33 to 356 code for a protein of 107 amino acids. The record is from RefSeq and is a predicted model, not a curated record. The transcript has 2 exons. NCBI's taxonomy places the organism in Eukaryota, Viridiplantae, Streptophyta, Magnoliopsida, Caryophyllales, Amaranthaceae.
UUGAUAUUGAAAAUGAAGUUUUCAAUCAACUUAUGUAUCAAGGCGAGAUCCCUAAGCGUCCUCUAAAUUAUGGCUUUGGUGUGAAGCAAAGCGACAUCUUUGGAGUGGAAGGACAUUUAAGGAAAGAAGGGUCUUACUAUGUCAACAAUAGUGAUAUGGAAGUGGAGAAGUUGAAGGUUGCACUGUUAGAUAUGAAGAAGCAAAAUGAGGAUCUUGCUAAACAAAAUCAAAUAUUGAACACAAAAUUUGAUGCAGUUGGUUCUAUGAUGGCACAGGUUUUGAAGGCAACACGUAGUGGAAAUGUUUCAUCAGAAGUUAUAGAUAAUGCAAUACAACUACUUGAUUCUCAGGGCUGAAUCUAUAUUCCGUGGAAUCGUACGGGUUUUAAAUUCUGUAUUAUUGGUUUUAAAUUCUGUAUUAUUGGUUUUAAAUUCUGUAUUAUUGGUUUAGCUUCCUUGGUGCACCUUCUUUGCAUUAUGUGGUUUUCUGUAGCAAUAUAAUCAAGAGACUCGGUUUGUCUUAAACGACAAGACAGAAAGCUACAUUAGAAUAUUUUAGCUAUAUGCUACAGAACUAUGAAGUUACCUUAGGGGAUGUAAAUUCCUUGUAGUCAGAAUGAUAUAAUGUGAGCAAUAAAACCCAAUAUUUGAGAGGCACA